UGCGAAAGAUCCAAUAAGUUUCGUUGACACGUCGACAAUGACAGCGGCACAGCGGCAUCCCUGUGUCUCCAUACUGUAGCGCCCCUGAGUUGAGAGCUGCUAGCUAGUACAUCACUUCCAAUAAAAGCAAGACAAUGGCACCAUCUAGUAGCAGUACCGCCCUCGCUCAGACGAAGGCUCCUUCGACCAAGAACGGAUCUCUCCAAGUGCGUCCCCUUCAAUUGGUCCCUACCAACCCGAACAAAGACGAACCUACCAGGAUUCCCACCUGCUCUGGCAACAAGGUGACCCUGUGGUCCGUCGGUCAGACUCUGCGAGUGAGUCUACGGCAAUCAUCCGCGCCAUCCACCAUUGGAGCUCCCUUGUCGCAUCUGUAUCACGCUCAGUUGGGAGUCCAAAUCGAAUGCGACGACAAGACGGUCUAUCGAGGCAGCUAUGAUAUUGACGAACUACCCAUUCAUCAAACGGCCGUGAUCAGCAUUCCACUAGCCAUUCAUCAACGAGCACUCGUUGUCAGUAACAAUAGCCAGCGAUCUCAAGGAACCACAACCAGCAGUAAUACGUCUACUAUGGCCCACACAUCCAGUCUGUCGUUACAAGUCGAGUGUACCCUACGAGGUCCUCCUCGUACGGAAAUCGUCAAGGCACAUCAAGCCUUGAGCGCCUGGUUGACUGUCGUCGAUAAAGUGGAAGAUCUGGUUCGAGAAGUUUGGAGCAAAUUGGAACCUCAAAUUCCCAAUGCGGCCAAAAAGAAACAAGCCUUGUUGCUCUUGAUUCCCGCCAUUGGAGGCAUUAUGAUCCCCUUGACUACGGCCUGUAUUGUCAUUUCUCCCGCCGUCAUUGGAUUUUGCAUUCUCUUUUUUCCAAUCAUGAUUCCCGUCGUUGUCGGAACCGUCUUGUUUGUCCUCGCCACCGUCCUCGGCAGUGGUCUCCUCAUGACCCUGCUCUACAACAGCACCCGUCACGGUCGUACCCAACUGUGUGCCUGGUGGAAUCAACAAUCGACACUCCAACAGUACUGGCAAAUAGCCAAGGGACCGCGGUUUGGCGUCCAAACCUUUUAUUAUGCCACGGGACCACGACCUACACCGGUGACACUGGUCCGCACGCAAUUGCCCAAAACACGGUGGCGUCGACUCGGGGUCAGUUUGACCAUUGACGGAGUCGGAUCGUUUAGUUAUCUCUUGCCGUUUCUAGGAGAAGCCUUUGAUGUCGUAUGGGCACCCGCCCAGACCGUACUCAUCAUGGCGCUUUAUCAGCAUGUUUCGCCCAAUAUGAGUUAUGUCAGUUUUGCCGAAGAAAUGUUACCCUUUCUCGAUGUCCUACCGAGUGCCACCAGUGGAUGGUUGAUGGAGUUUGGACCCGAGCUGUGGGAGGAAGCCAAGGAAUUGUUGGAGAACCCCAAGGAGAGUCUGGAGAGUUUGCAACUGGUAUUGUGGGGGAAUCAAAACAGCAAUACUCAAUCGAGGCGUCCAUCUCAUCCCAGUGCGAAUCGACGUCCGGUGCCACGUCCGUCACGUCAUUGAUAGAUGUAGUGAUGAUGCACAAAGUAUAUAGACGCGUUGGAACGAGACAGACCAAGAGGCACUGCCAAGAAGGGCAAGGCAAGAAGACUCCAUUGGCUAGCUAUAUAUUGAGCUAGCCAGCUCGUAGAUCCAAACUUUUAAAAGUCGACAAUAGAUACAUAUCUUUAUGAUUGAAUUCGCAUCCUCCCUCGGUACCUUGUCGAAUCAAUCUGGAAACCAAACCUUGGUAGG
Molecule: messenger RNA, 1757 nt
Organism: Seminavis robusta
Lineage: Eukaryota; Bacillariophyta; Bacillariophyceae; Naviculales; Naviculaceae
Source: the annotation of a GenBank genome assembly